AUGAUACUUUGUCGUUUAUACAGCGACAGAAGGAAAUACUGUGACGCUAUUGAAACAACUCCAGUUGAAGAAACCCCUCCUACAGUUUAUCUGAACAAAAGAUGGCCCACAAGCGCUCUAGAGCCUGGUAACACAAAACUUGAUACAGAACUAUACGAAUUCGUUCAACGUUUUAAAAGUGGAAAAACAGAUAUGAUUAAUUGGAAAAAAUGCUUUGAACAAGGUCAUCUUGAAAAGAUAAGCUCAAUCAAGCGAUUCAACAACAGCGAGAGUUUACGCUGCCAUUAUAAUAGGAAAUUCAAAUAA
This is a messenger RNA of Mucor mucedo, 306 nucleotides long. RefSeq lists its product as uncharacterized. The record is from RefSeq and is a predicted model, not a curated record. Bases 1 to 306 code for a protein of 101 amino acids. The transcript has a single exon. Lineage: Eukaryota; Fungi; Mucoromycota; Mucoromycetes; Mucorales; Mucoraceae.